Molecule: messenger RNA, 1598 nt
Organism: Caenorhabditis elegans
Lineage: Eukaryota; Metazoa; Nematoda; Chromadorea; Rhabditida; Rhabditidae
Gene: nhr-17
Product: Nuclear Hormone Receptor family
Exons: 9
Coding region: 3-1193 (396 amino acids)
Biological process (GO): DNA-templated transcription; regulation of DNA-templated transcription; intracellular receptor signaling pathway
Cellular component (GO): nucleus
Molecular function (GO): zinc ion binding; sequence-specific DNA binding; RNA polymerase II cis-regulatory region sequence-specific DNA binding
Source: RefSeq, marked reviewed
UAAUGCUAGCCUAUGAAGGCCCGCUAGCAGAAACCAAUUACUCACGUCAAAAAGCAAAGGAAAUGGCCAAGAAAUUCAUACCAGGUGAACUGUGCAGUGUUUGUGGUGACGUAGCAUCUGGAAUUCACUACUCGGUGGCCGCUUGCAACGGGUGCAAAACGUUUUUUCGUAGAGUCGUUUUAGAGAAUCGAACGUAUUCCUGUAAAAAUAAUGGAGACUGUAUAAUUGACAAAUCAAUGCGAUGCUCUUGCCGACAUUGUCGUUACAAAAAAUGCAUAAUUGCCGGAAUGGAUCGCGGAGAAUUGAGCAUGGAACGACGACGGAAACGAAAAAAGUUGAACGGAUUAGAAGGAUCCGAAGAAAGCUGGGAAACUGAGGAUGCUCUUAUCAAUUUGUUGUUGUAUAAAGAAACUUUAUACCAAAAGCUACUGCUCUCCUCCGCAAUGAUGAUACACACUUCUCUGCGGGAAGCGUUGGACAUGACACAAAUUGCAUUCAAUGAUGAAAACCAUACAUAUGAUGAGCGAAUGGAUCCAAAAUACCCAACAAACUUUUCUUAUUGGCGAGCAAAAAUUUUAACUGUUCUUGUCGAAUGGGCAAAAUCGUUUGAGGUAUUCAGUCAUUUAAUACCGGAAGAUCAAAAACGACUCUUCAUCCACACGGCGUUUUCUAAUUUAGUCUUAGCAGAAGCAUUUCACACUCCAGAAAAAUACAACGAUCGGAUAGUGUUUCCAGAUGGACUCUGUGGAUUUCGAAACGUUGCUCAAUCAGUUUCCACGGAUGGUGUUUCGAACAAAACGUUUGGAUUGACGCCGACCGUGGUUGCCGUAAUAAAUGACGUUCUCGUUCCAAUAAGAAGAAUGCGACUAACAAAAGUUGAAUAUGUUUUGCUGCAAGCAAUUAUUUUCUUCGAUCCUGAUUGUCUUUCCCUGACAAAACACGGCUCCCAACUCAUUGCUGCCAAACGCAAGCGACUUCUGGAUUCCCUUCAAAAAUGGCUUCAUCAACAAACGAAAGACUCAAUUGAAGCGUCCACCAGAUUUGCGGAAAUCCUCCUCAGAAUCUGUAAUGUACAGAAAGUGGCGGCAUUCAAACGAGAAACACUGUGCACAAUUGAGACAUUCGAAUUGAUGCAGCCACAUCCGUUCACCAUGGAAAUUUCUAAAAGUUAUCCCGACUUUUCAUAUUUCUGAAAAUUUACAUAUUUAUGAUGCAACUUACAACCAGCUUCUAGUCACUUUAAGCUGAUUUCUAGACAAUAGUCAUUGCAACCCUACAGUAGAUACUAUAAAUGUUUUUAUUUCCCCUUUCCACUACCUCAUGUUAGUUUUUAUAAUCACUAUGCUCACGUGUCAAGAAACUUUCGGAACGUUUCGAUUCGAUUUUUAAUCCGUUGGUGCGAAAUUCAUGUUCUCCCAUUACUCCUUUCGUUUCUUUUUUGAUCAUUUUUGCGCGGGUAUGUUUUCCUUCUAAACGUUCCUAAUUUCAUCGAAUCAAUGUUUUAAUUGUUCAGUAUAUAGACGAUAUGUUGCCAAACCAGUACCCCCAUACCUAUUUCGUCUUCUAGCACUUUCUCAUAUCAGUAUAAAGCUGAGAGU